CUGGGAGCGUCUCCGCGCCUCUGCGUUGUGAGCUGAGUCUACGCAGGACUGGAUUAGAAACAAACAAGCAAACAAAAAACCUAGAGACUGCUCUCAAGGAAUUUGCCCCAAAGAGGAGAAGCUAUCAGAAAUGAAUUACAGCACGAUGCAAAUUGACGUGGAAGCACAGAGGGUGAUGUUGGAAAGGCCUAAAGGAUUAGGAUGCAUUCCUGGAGAAGAGGAAGAAGUUGUAAUUUAACGAGUGCAUAUUUGUGCACGUUAGAUGGUGCAUCUUAGUGUGGAGCAGUGAACUGUGCUUCCUUUUACUUGGGUAUCAUGCAGAGAGCGUCACGUCUGAAGAGAGAGCUGCACAUGUUAGCCACAGAGCCACCGCCAGGCAUCACAUGCUGGCAAGAGAAAGACCAAAUGGACGAUCUGCGAGCUCAAAUAUUAGGUGGGGCCAACACACCUUAUGAAAAAGGUGUUUUCAAGCUGGAAGUUACCAUCCCUGAGAGGUAUCCAUUUGAACCUCCUCAGAUCCGAUUUCUCACUCCAAUUUAUCAUCCAAACAUUGAUUCUGCUGGAAGGAUUUGUCUAGAUAUUCUCAAAUUGCCACCAAAAGGUGCCUGGAGGCCAUCCCUCAACAUCGCAACUGUGUUGACCUCUAUUCAGCUGCUCAUGUCGGAACCCAACCCUGAUGACCCACUCAUGGCCGACAUUUCCUCAGAAUUUAAAUAUAAUAAGCCAGUCUUCCUCAAGAAUGCCAGGGAGUGGACAGAGAAGCAUGCAAGACAGAAACAGAAGGCUGAUGAGGAAGACAUGCUGGAUAAUCUACCAGUGGCUGGUGACUGUGAAGUACACAACCCAAAGCAAAAAAGAAAAGCCAGGCAGCUAGGAAGCAUAGAAAAGAAAUUUCAUCCUGAUGUUUAGGGGGUUUAUCCUGGUGCAUCUUAGUUAAUAUAUCCUUUGCCAAGGUGGUCUAAUUUUCCUAUCUUUCUUGAAUGUUUUUCUUUGUAUUUGAUGACAUUAUAAUUUUUGUGUCCUAUAAAAGACCCUGCAUAUUUAUGUAUUCUGCUCUACAGUGAUUCUGAGUGUAGUCUGUUUUAUUUGUCUUGUACAUAUAUAUUUUGAAACCUUUUAAGCCUGAAAAAUAAAUAAUCAUUUAAUGUUGGGUA
This is a messenger RNA of Lemur catta (Ring-tailed lemur), 1154 nucleotides long. It is a transcript of the gene UBE2T, whose product is annotated as ubiquitin conjugating enzyme E2 T. Bases 316 to 909 code for a protein of 197 amino acids. NCBI's taxonomy places the organism in Eukaryota, Metazoa, Chordata, Mammalia, Primates, Lemuridae. The record is from RefSeq and is a predicted model, not a curated record. The transcript has 8 exons.